CGAAGCUUCAAACAACCUCCAUCUAGGUACUCUACUCUCAAGCGGGACCCGGGGGAAAGUCUGAAUCUUUUUUUCUUUUUACCCGUGACGCAAUCGUACACCGAGUCAACCGAGUCACCAACACCCCUCGCACAUAACCUUGUCCAUGGAAGGGGAUCAUGCCGCUGCCCGGAGAAAUCAACGCAUCCGGGUUGCCGAGAAACUUCAGUAUGACUUUCGGUGAUUAGUUACGUUGCGUAGGGUCAUCUUCUCCUCCCCUCCUCGCCCUCCUACCACAUCCCACCCCCCUCUUUCGAACAACCUCCGACCUCGCUCAAACUUCCGUCACGUCGUUUGUCGUAUGCUACAGUUAUGGCCACCCCAUACAAUGAAACGCACAUCCAGUAUGACGGGCACAUCUUCAACGAAACGCUCUUGAAUGAGUUCAAUUAUACAAUCUGGGGAAACGGAACGCUCUCAAACUCGACGUCAAAUUGCUGGCUUGUCUUCGGCCCGUACAAUGUUGCCCUCCUCGCCAACGGAACGUCCGUCAACGGCACCAAGUGUGAAAGCCCCGUCAAAAAGAUCGCAACCCGCGGUGGUCUCGGUGUUGGCUUCGGUGUUCUCUUCGCGAUCAUGAUCAUCCUCGGAAUCACCUCCCUGGGCAAACACGGAAAAAGCUACCUGCCACUCGAGAAGCAGUUCCGGCUAGUUUCACGGCGGUGGCCAUGGUACUGGUUCUUGAUUGCGGGUACUUGUGGGUGCAUCUCGGGAUUCACUAGUGUAGAUGUGGACCGAAGCUACCUCCCUGGCACCGGGUUGAUACUUCAAAACGUCUUCUACUAUGUCACACUGCCGGCAAUGCUGGCGUCGAUCUGGGAAAUGACGCGGCACUGGGGAAGCUUUUGUGAGCGCAGACUGCUGGAUGCAGACCCAUGGAAAUUCGUCCACACCGACCUGAGAAGCAAGCUCGAGUUUUACAAUCCUCUUGUCUUUUACCUCUUCGGAUUCUUGACGUUCUUCCUUUCGGUUCUUCGCUCGUGGACUCCUAUUCCCAAGGGUGCGUGGUCUGGCGAUCACCAUGAGUCCAUAGCAGCGGCCACCGACGGACGGUUCAAAGCCUCGAGUAUAUUCGCUUUCCUGGCAUGGCUGUCCAUCCUCGCAUCCGUCGCCACCUCGUUCACGUAUUACCCACCCGUGGCGCAACGGAUCUCCGCAAAGAUCCCCAUCUGCCUAGCUGCGAUACUGGUACGCGUGGUAUACAAUAUCGCGGUGGCCUGGGAAUACAACCUCGGCCCUCUCAACGCCUUCACGAACGUGGCGUACAUUUACGUCUUGGGCUAUGCUCCCAUCAUCUUCUGCAUGCUCACCAUGUGCAUCUGGGCUAGGAUCGAGGUGAACGAUGACUUGCAGAUCAAGGAGCUGAGGAGGGAAAGGGAGCGGAAGGUAGAUCACGAGCUAGGAAUUGGACCUGGUCAGACACAAUUGCUGAAGGUGUCCCCAUCCGAGGACGCGGCGUUUGACAAAACCUGACGCGAUUGGUUGUGCAAAGGGGCGGUAAGACGCGGUAGACGGUGGGGCGGAGGUGGAGCGGGGACAUGUUUACUUCCUGAAGCAUAAGCAUGAUCAUGGGUGGCGCAUUCGGUUUGGUGUUAUAUCAGGUCCCUCCUUUCGUCUCCUUCGUGUAGAGUAAUAUUUCUCCUUCCUUUUCUCUUCAGUCUUUCUUUCAUCCGGCUUCAGACUUUCAGUCAUUUGCUGUGAGCUUGGUACACGUUAGAGUUUCUUCGGGUCGAGAGUGUCAGAGUAAGAGGGGAGAAAGGCCGUUCGCUUUUAGAUAGCAGCUGUUAUUUCAUCAUGCUGUGUUCGGUCGGAUAGCAAUCAUCAUUCGUCUUCACCUGAAGAAUUGCGUGGGG
Messenger RNA from Tricharina praecox, 1892 nucleotides. RefSeq lists its product as uncharacterized. The record is from RefSeq and is a predicted model, not a curated record. Bases 352 to 1512 code for a protein of 386 amino acids. Lineage: Eukaryota; Fungi; Ascomycota; Pezizomycetes; Pezizales; Pyronemataceae. The transcript is spliced from 3 exons.